Molecule: messenger RNA, 7369 nt
Organism: Ahaetulla prasina
Lineage: Eukaryota; Metazoa; Chordata; Lepidosauria; Squamata; Colubridae
Product: transmembrane protein 121-like
Exons: 3
Coding region: 1208-2164 (318 amino acids)
Source: RefSeq, a predicted model, not a curated record
CUCUGGAGGGAGCGGCCAUGCUGCCAACCUGCCGCCUGACUAACUCACUUUAAUUCACUGCUUCGCUCAGCUCAGCACAGAGGCGCGCUUGAUCUCAGCAGCGCUCCCAGCCUCGCCGAGCCAGGCGCUUGCCAGACUGCAGAAACCGCCGCCGCCGCCGCCGCACGCUUGCCCAGCCAGGGGCAGGGAGCUCCCGCCCCCAACCGCACCUCGCGUGGCUGGACCCCGGGGUCGGGGAGUGGGGAGGGGCGCAGCGGCUGCCCGCUCGCGAUCCGAGGCGGGCAAGAGGCAGAGCAGGGCGAAGGCCAGGCUGGAGCGGAGUCCAAGUCCCGCUUUUGUCCGGCAUCUCGAAGACUUUUGCGCGCGGGUGUGUGUGUGUGUGUGUGUGUAUGUGUGUGUGCCGCUUUUGCACAGUUCUCACCCCCGCCGCUCCCUGCCCUAACCUUCCGCGCUCGUGGUUGGAGGAACUGCAAAACCCGUGAGCCACUGCCGCUUGCGAGGAUCGCUCUUGACCUUCGCUUCCCGCGGGAAGGAGAGGCUGCUCGCCCGGGUCGCGUCGCGGGGGGAUGGUGCCGCUGGGCUCCGGGCCAACGGCUGCUCGUCACCUACACCGGCGAGGAGGCGUUCGCGGGGAGAAGAGGCGAACCGAGCGGCGCAGAGCGCUCCCGGCAUCGGUCUUCAGUACGCUAAACCAGCCGGAAGGGAAGCCCCCUGGAGCGGCGGGAAGCAACCGGCGUGCGGGACCUCGGAGACCGAGCCAGUCGGGGCGCGGAGGCGGUGCGGAGGGAGAAAUUCGGGUCCAACUGUAGCGAUUAGCACGCCGGGGGUCCCUUGCAAGAGAUCAGUCUGAGCAGCUCCGGGCGUGGAAGGCAGGGCGGGCGGCGGUGCGGCUGCCUCUCCAGGACUAGGAGCUGUUAACCAGGCUGAAAUCCACGCGCAGAACUUGCUGUGCAUUCAUUGGCUGCGAAGGGGCGGCCUCGCUCUGCCGGGGAUCUCGCCCUCGUCCUAACUCAGUUGAUUAACUGACUAGAUCGCUUCAAGAUCCCUCCGUCUUUCAGCACUAGACCAUUCCCUGUUGAGAGCCGGAGAAAAGUCCCGGGGCUUUCAAGACCAGCACUAGGUGUCCAUGGAUGUGAGCCAUAUAGAAGAAAUUCUUCUCCUAUAUGCCCAACAAACAGACCUCAGAAAGUGAGACCCUCUGCACCUAAUGCCCAGAAUGGUUCCUCCCCCUCCUAUUAACAAGUCCCAUGUCUGCCUAUCCACUACACUCAUCAUGAGCAGCAUGGUGCUGAUGGAUGCUUAUCUGGUGGAACAGAGCCAGGGUUCUAGGAAAUUGGCUAUUUGCAUCAUGGUCUCAGUUGGAGACAUCUGCUUCCUGGUGGUGCUCAGGUAUGUUGCUGUUUGGGUUGGGGCUGAAGUGAGGACUGCUAAGCGAGGCUAUGCCAUGAUCCUUUGGUUCCUGUAUGUCUUUGUGCUGGAAAUCAAAGUCUACUUCAUUUACCAGAACUAUAAGGCUGACAGGAAAAGUUUGGACCUCAUAGCCCGCAAAGCACUGACCCUUCUACUGUCAAUCUGCAUCCCAGCCCUCUAUGUGCUUUUGGUGGCUACAGAGCAUAUGGAGUACGUCAGGACGUUCAAGAAAAAAGAGGAUCUUCGCAAUCGUCUCUUCUGGGUCAUUGUCGACAUGCUGGAUGUGCUGGACAUUCAGGCCAAUCUCUGGGAGCCUCAGAAGAAAGGGUUACCCAUCUGGGCUGAAGGCCUGAUGUUCUUCUACUGCUAUAUCCUCCUCUUGAUUCUGCCUUGUGUGUCGCUGUGUGAGAUUAGUAUGCAAGGAAUCAGCAUUGUGCCGCACCGCAUGAUGCUGUAUCCAAUUCUGAGCAUGCUUACAAUCAAUAUCACCACCAUCUUCAUCAGGGGAAGCAAUAUGUUAUUCUUUCGGGACAUUCGUGUCUCUGGUAUCUUCAUGGGGAAGAACGUGCUGGCCAUUGUUCUUAAGGUCUGCAUGUUUGUGCAGUACAAGAAACAUUUGUAUCACACAGCAGGAGGACAUGGCACAGUAGACCCACAGCAUAAUCUUUCUUCCCAACCACAGCCUGUCAUGCAUCUGCUAAAACCCCAGAAUCAGAUUCCCUGCCCUGAGGAAUUGGCCCAGGAGAAUACAUGACAUGCAGCGCAUCCACAUGCCAUGUGGCAAGGAACAGCUUAUGUCUAUGAUCAUUAAGAUAAAAAGCAAAGAGGAACCAAAUGUAUCAGGCCCCACCAAGCCAGUGCUGGUCCAUCUUGAAAGUUUAUCAGUGAUUGCUCCCUCCCCUUCCUUUCUUACACAGAUGUACUGCUAACAGUGACCUCAAUUGAAAUAAGGUCAUUUCAGGAAUGAUCCAGAACAAAAUCCAGCCCUACUGCCAAGGAGCAAGCUAGCAAGCCGUAGAAAUUGAUGGGCAGAUCUUUGGGAAACAUGAGCCACUGAAUCAAUAAUUUGCCAGUGGACAGGAGUCAGCAGCAAGUGAUUAAUUCCCUCCUGUGCCUUUCCUGUAGUCAAUCAUUCUGUAACGAAAGCUGUUUGGGCAUAUGGCCAACUCUGUUGCAUAGAAUACAUCUGUGAAUAUGAGGAAAGCAUCUUUUCACCUACUGGGCACAUCCAUUCUAAAUGUGACCUUCCUUUCUGGGAUGGUUGAAAGACUCUGCAUCUGUGCCUGCCUGCCUAUUUAAUUUUCUGGGAGUGGGAUGCCCAUGUUUGAAGUGGUUCCAGGGCCAUGUUCUCUUUCCUGUGGAAACAUGCUGGCUUGUGAUCCUUUUCCCAUGCUUCUUUUUCAUGGAUAUUUUUCUCUUUCAAUAAAAUGAAGACCAAGCUUGAAGGUUUGUCCCAUUUUCCUGUGCAGGUGCCUUGCAACAUCUUUUGGUGAUCAAGUUAGUGUUUAUGCUUCAUAUGGUCCUGAAGGGUAAGAAGGUUAUGAGUAAUUACAGGAAACCAAGAGGAGAGAAACAUACAAAACACUACCCACUUGGUUUUUCAGCUCCCGUGCUGUUUAACUCCUCUUAAAACUCACCUAAAGUACAGUUUCAAACUAUACAUUGAAAAUUGGUUAGGAUUGGCAUUGAAAAUAUUUUUUUUACUGGAUCAUGGAGCUGCAGGUGCAGCUAUGCUUGUCAAGCAAUAUUGUCACCUUGACAGUUAUUGUGUAGAGACAGCCUUUGAUGUGCCAGACAGGAAGAAUAUAAAGAAAAUUCCCAGAGCGAACUUCUUUUCCAGGGGCAAGAGUAUUCAGCUUUAUUGCGUCAGUGGGAAGGUGGUGGACAGACAUUCUCGUUUUUGUGCUGUAUCAGGCUCCUGUAGAAUUUUAUUUACAAAGCAAAUUCUCUAAAUAUUUAGGGUUUUAUAGAUUAACUAUAACAAAAAUCCACAAUCAGCCUCUUUCUCCAUUAUAGACCACACUAUAUUAACCUGUCUUUAAGCCAGGUAUCCUUUUAAUUGUGCAAUAGGAGAGAAUGUUGACAGAUACACCUUUCUCCCUUGUCUACAAUGUGAGCUGCCUUUAUUCAAAUGGCCUUUCCACAAAGAUUUCAGGACUCACCUUCUCCAUUGGUGACAACUUUUGUUUUACCAAAACCUGAACACCCAGAAGAUUGCUCUGUGGUGGCCCUGUCACAUGCUGGGAGUAAGUAGGGCAGAAGGAAUUGAUAAGCAGGUAGGUUCAGAGUCAAGAGCUCACACCUUCUCUUGGGGAUCUAGGAUAACUUGCCACAACCAUCUUGCUGCAGCCACCUCGCCCUAUCCAACUUGCCAUGACCAUCUUGCUUUGACCAGCCUAGUACAGCCAUUUUGUCACAGCCAAUUCACCAAUUCACCAAAGAAGAGGGAGUCAAGCUAUUCUCCAAAACACCUGAGGAUAGGACAAGAAGCAAUGGGUGGAAACUAAUCAAGGAGAGAAGCAACUUAGUACUAAGGAGAAAUUUCCUUACAGAUAGAACACUUAAUCAGUAGAAUAACUUCCCUCCAGAGGUUGUAAAUGCUCCAACACUGGAAGUUUUUAUAAGAAGAGAUUGGAUAACCAUUGUCUAAGUGGUGUAGGGUUACCUGCCUAAGCAGGGGGUUGGACUAGAAGACCUCCAAGGUCCCUUCAAACUCUGUUCUAUUUCCUCCUGAACAACUUCCAUGUGGGAUAAUGUUAUUCACCAUUGUUUCUUCUGCAUUCUUUCCAUUUUUGUCAAUGGCAAUGAUGUCAAACAAUCAGUGGUGGAUAAUAUUUAUCGUGUUGCAUUAUCCCACAUGGAAUUGUCCCAUGGCAAGAUGGUUAUGCCAGGUUGGCCACGGUGAGUUGUCCCGUUCCUUUCUCUGGGGCACAUCUUUAUCUUCUUCCAAGCUCUCCCCACACCUUUUCUCUCCCUCACUGAAUAGCCUGCCAAAAAACUUAUGUAACCUUUUGGAAAUGUGUACUUUCUGCCAAAUGAGGGCUUUUUGCUGAAAUUAAAGUUGCCAAGCUGCUUUUGUUUUUAUAAUACAAAGCUGAGAAGAAACCAAGAAUAACAGCUGCUUCCUGCUCUGGGGAAGAGCCUUUUCUCUUCCUUAAGUAAAGGGAGAAGAUGAGCAUGGCUGUUAGUUAAUUUCCUGGAUUUAAAUAUACCACAAGAAAGGUUAAACUAAAGCAUUGGAAAAAAACCAUUUAGGAAAAGGCAUAGGGUCUCCAACUUUAUAGCACCACAUUCCCCCAAAAAAUCUUGAAUUAUCUAUAACAGCCCUCCUGAAUAUUACUUCUGUGUGUGUGCAAGCCAACCUUGAAUCACAGUUAAAAUACAUUCCAGGAUCAGGGGUAUCCUUUGACAGACAUUGUUCAAGGGCCAUUGAAGGAGAACUCCAGGACCUGAAUGGCCUGCCUAACUUAGAUUAAUCUAAUCAGCACCAGCAGAACAGUGAAGGCCGCCUGUGUCCAGAUAGAGUGGUGCAAAUGCAAUUCCCCUCAAAUAUCUCAUGAAUGUCCAAGAAGGGGUGCCCUCUAGUACAAGGGUCCAAGUCCAGUCCCUGGUCCAUGGACUGGCAUCAGUCAGUGGUGUGCCAGCAAGUGGGCCACACAGACAAGCAAAGCCCCAUCUGUGGGAUGCAGGCAGCAUGCAAAACCACGCCCCCUCCAGUCCAUGGAAAAAUUUACACGGAACCAGUCCCUGGUGCCCAAAAGGUUGGGGACCGCUGCUCUAGUACCUACAUUUUAGUUACUCGGGGACUAAGAAGUAAGAGAGGGAAUUAAUUAUUUUUAUUUUUGCUCUUUAAAGCCAAAAGAAAGGGAGAGAACAUUGAAAGAUAUUUGAUUUAUUUGCAAAGCAAAAUUUGAACAAGUAUUUCCAGUGCUACCGUUUUAGUGUGUCAACUUGCAUUAUAGGUAAAUAUAAAUAAAUAAAGAGAGACAGCAAACCAAAGAACUGUCUAUCCUUCUUGAUUUCUUCAAUAGAAUUCUUAAUACAGACUUGCCAUUCCACUUCAAAAAAAAAAAAAGUCCAACAGACUUUUAUAAAAUCAUGUGCAGCUUACAAUUUGACAUGAGAAACUUAUUUCUGUUCAGAAACACCCUGUGUGACUUGCAGCUCUUAAGAAACUCCCACUUGGGUCAGUGGCAUUUACUCCCACAUAUAUAUUUCACAGGAUUUGUAGUCAGAAGUUUAAUUAACCGGAAUACAGCUCAUUCUCUUUUCUUUAUAAUUACAGAUCUUUACUCAGUUUUUAAUUGGUUUGGAAACAUUUUCAACGUCACAUGCCAAAACCAGAAAUUAUAAAUAAAAAGAAAAUUCAGAGACUAUAUGUAAAUUCUCCAGGAGAAUAAGUUGAUGUAAACUUUUUAAUAAACACCUAUGUACAAUUGCACACCUACAUUAGAAAAUUGCAUCUAGGAGAUCCAGUUUAUGAAAUCCAAACUUCACACACAAAUUAUUAAUUUUUUCCAUAAACUUUUUGUGUGUGCAUAUGUGUUCUCAAGAAAACACAUAUACUUCCCUUCAGAAGAAAUUUUGUACUGGCUAGCCAAAAUCUGUAGUGUUCCUCUUCACAUUUUUUGGAUUCAUAUUAUAAAUUGUAAUUUUAUUAUUUAUGCUUUUAAUUAAAUUACAUAUUUGAAAGAAAGAAAAACAGUAACAUUUUAAAAAUCGGUAAAAGAAAAAGAGUAAAAAGUAAAUUUAUCAAAUGGAUUGUGGAGCUCCAGACGACUAUUAGAUGGCAAUAAAGACUAAAAUUUGCUGCCAUAUAGUAAUUUUCUAGAGCAGAGGUUAUCAACUAGUGUGCCACCGACAUAACAUUUUUGUACCACAAAAGGUCCACAAGUAUUCAAGUUCAUCAGCCGGAUGUCCCACCUGUGAGAUGUAUGCCACAAGAUAAAAAAGGUUGAAAACCAUAAUUAACUAUGUGAAGAUAGUGCCUUAAUAGAUGUCAAGGUAGCACCUCACUAGGGUCCAAGGUAUUUAUGAAACAUUCAUCCACCUGACAAUGCUGAAUGGCUCACAACAAUCAAAGAAAUCACAAUUACAUUGAUAAAAAUUUUAAGAACAGACCAUUCAGAAUGGAGCAGAGAAUCUCCUCUGGGACAAGGAGCCUGGGUAAAAAGCCAGAUCUUCAAGACUCUUCUGAACAACAACAGAAUGGCAGGCAUCCAUAUCUCGGGGAGCCUAGAUGGGAGAUGGGACAUUGGAUGACGUUGUUUAAUUAAAGUAAUCCUGCAAGAUUGAAGUGGCCAGGCAGAUGCAAUGGGAGACCAAGCAAAAAGGGUCACUGAAGAUCCAAUUACAGGCUCUUAGGGUCCACACCAAGGACUAGACAAUGGUAUUGCUUUCAAGCAGCAGGCCCAAUGUCCCUAUCUCAGAUUUCUGCCAUAUCAGCUUCCCCCCAUCGCUAUCAAGAGAACCCUGCCUGCCUCAGGGCUUCCUUCCCAGGCACAAGUAUACAUAUUCCAUCCCUUCCUUCCUUCUUUCUUUCUCUUUCACUCACACACACACACAUGGGGUGGGGGAGAGAGAGACACUACAAGACAAUUUACCAGGAACUUGGUCAACUCUGUUAUGAGUAAUUAAAUAUUAUAAGGCUGCAAAGAAUCUUGGGAUCAUGUUGGAACCCUUGCUGUGAAGUUAAUCCCAAAAGCUUCAGAAAACUAUCUAAGGUCUUUGGAAACAGAAAGUAAUUAAGAAAAUGGCAAAUAUCUUCAGUAUUUUUUGAGUUAGAUAUCAUAACUUUAGACACCAAAAAAAAUGGUUUUGCGUUUAUGACUCAUGCCUUUGAGGAAUUGGUAAUUCCUGAUCAUGAAAAAUGUAUUGCUGCACACUGCCUAUUAUUUAUAUUGGACUUCUAUUGGAUGUAAGAGUCAAAUGCAAAGAAAAGUGAAUCAUGUACUUUGGC